AGUCUCUACAACUGGAGUCCAGCAGGAGAACAGAAGAGGAGCGGGAUUAUCUCCAGGAGGAGGAUGAAGAUGAUGAUGAAGAUGAUGAUGAUGGAGGCAGUGCCGUGUCGACUGGUGUUUCUCGCCGUGUUCUUCGGAUCCCGGGUCCAGCAGACUGAAGGUCUACAGUGCUACUGCCACCGCUGCCCGAACCACACGUGUACGACGGACGGGCUGUGUUACGUGUCCAUCACCCGCGCGGGCAGCUUGACCACACAGCAGAGCUGGUGCAUCGGUAAGGGGGAGCUGGUCCCGCCCGACCGCCCCUUCGUCUGCGCACCGUCCACUAAAGACAACAGCGGCAUCUAUCCGCUCUGCUGCGACACCGACUGGUGCAACAAGGACCCCGACAUCAAAGCAUUCCCAGUGCCGACGCAGAAGCCUCCCGCUCUGGGGCCCGUGGCGUUCGCAGCGCUGAUCGCGGGGCCGGUGUGUGUGCUGUGUUUCCUGAUGGUCACCGUCUUCUACAUCUGCCACAGCCGCUCCGUCAUUCACCACCGCGUGCCCAGCGAGGAGGACCCGUCCCUGGACCACCCCUUCAUCACUGUGGGCACCACACUCAAAGACCUGAUCUAUGACAUGACCACAUCUGGAUCUGGCUCCGGUCUGCCUCUGCUGGUGCAGCGUACGAUCGCUCGCACCAUCAUCCUGCAGGAGAGCAUCGGUAAGGGCCGGUUCGGGGAGGUGUGGCGCGGCCGCUGGAGAGGAGAGGAGGUGGCGGUGAAGAUCUUCUCCUCCAGAGAGGAGCGCUCCUGGUUCCGGGAGGCCGAGAUCUACCAGACCGUCAUGCUGAGACACGAGAACAUCCUGGGCUUCAUCGCCGCAGACAACAAAGAUAACGGCACGUGGACUCAGCUGUGGCUGGUGUCGGAUUAUCAUGAGCACGGUUCUCUGUUCGAUUACCUGAACCGCUACACAGUGACUGUAGAGGGGAUGAUCAAACUCUCCCUGUCCACCGCCAGCGGCCUCGCUCACCUGCACAUGGAGAUCGUCGGCACACAGGGGAAGCCUGCGAUCGCCCACCGGGAUCUGAAGUCUAAGAAUAUCCUGGUGAAGAAGAACGGCACAUGCUGUAUUGCAGACCUGGGGUUGGCCGUCCGGCACGACUCCGCCACCGACACCAUCGACAUCGCUCCCAAUCACAGAGUCGGCACCAAACGGUAUAUGGCUCCAGAAGUGCUGGAUGAUUCCAUAAACAUGAAGCAUUUCGAGUCCUUCAAGAGGGCUGAUAUCUACGCCAUGGGCCUGGUGUUCUGGGAGAUCGCCAGCCGCUGCUCUAUCGGAGGUAUUCAUGAAGAUUAUCAGCUGCCGUAUCAUGAUCUGGUCCAGUCAGACCCGUCAGUGGAGGAGAUGCGGAGGGUGGUGUGUGAACAGAAACUGAGGCCAAACAUCCCCAACAGAUGGCAGAGCUGCGAGGCUCUGCGUGUGAUGGCUAAGAUCAUGCGGGAGUGCUGGUACGCUAACGGAGCGGCUCGACUGACGGCGCUGCGCAUCAAGAAGACUCUUUCCCAGCUCAGCCAGCAGGAGGGAAUCAAGAUGUAGAUCCUCGCCGAGCAUUCUGGGAAACGCUGUUCACACGGACUGCAUCAGCAGCACAGCGGCGGCGGCGGAUCUCCAGUUUCUAGCCUCCGGACUCCAGCUCGGGUUUGUGUGCAGAAAAACUGAUUUCUGUGGGACCUUCUUUUGCACCUUGUGUUUGAGCUUCUCACUGCAGUUCUUCAGGUUUUUCUUUAUUUUUGCAAAAAAAAACAACAACACCGACUCAUUGGGGAUUCGUCAACAGGGGCACGUGCUUGGAGAUUGUUAAAUAUGUGCCCUGGCAUACAUCCUAAAACUAAAGCUUCUGUUCCUUUCCAAACUACCACUGACCGCUUGCCUC
Molecule: messenger RNA, 1918 nt
Organism: Danio rerio (zebrafish)
Lineage: Eukaryota; Metazoa; Chordata; Actinopteri; Cypriniformes; Danionidae
Gene: tgfbr1b
Product: transforming growth factor, beta receptor 1 b
Biological process (GO): cell surface receptor protein serine/threonine kinase signaling pathway
Cellular component (GO): membrane raft; bicellular tight junction; plasma membrane
Molecular function (GO): kinase activity; transmembrane receptor protein serine/threonine kinase activity; transferase activity
Source: RefSeq, marked provisional